Onychomys torridus (southern grasshopper mouse) is the source of this 1104-nucleotide messenger RNA. Its product is annotated as sialic acid-binding Ig-like lectin 11. The record is from RefSeq and is a predicted model, not a curated record. Gene Ontology annotation, cellular component: plasma membrane. Gene Ontology annotation, molecular function: sialic acid binding. Bases 1 to 1104 code for a protein of 367 amino acids. Gene Ontology annotation, biological process: cell adhesion. The transcript is spliced from 6 exons. NCBI's taxonomy places the organism in Eukaryota, Metazoa, Chordata, Mammalia, Rodentia, Cricetidae.
AUGCUGUGGGGGCUCUCGGCCCUGCCUCUGUUGUAUUUGGGGUUACUUUCUCCAGUUUUGGUUGCUAUCGAGACAACAGUGGUGGAAGACAGUCUAUGCAGUCCAGUCCCUUGUGUGUUUGAGUUUUCCAAGGCAUCUCCCAGGAAUCCCAUGACUGUGGGCUACAGGCUUAAUGAAAACAUCAACUUCCAUGUAGAUACCAGCCGGCCCAGAUCCCCCACAGGUGAUUUCUCCACAGAGGAGGUGGAAGACUGCAUCUUGCUGAGCCGUGAUGUGCUCAGAAGGGAGAACAUGACCUUCGUGCUCUAUGUAGGUCUAGAAGAUCAGAAAGACCUGACCCAAAAGCCAGAGCUUCACAUCCCAGAAUACAGUAUGGCUAGAGAGCCAAUGACUUUGACCUGUAUCAUCCAAGAUACCUGCCAAGAGCCCAAAGCCCUUUUUCUCUUCUGGAAGGGGCCUGCCAUGUCUUCCAACAUGCGUGUCUCCGUCAACCCCUCUUCAGAGCUGCCCAUUGCCCUGAAGCCUGAGGACCAGGACACUACCCUCAGAUGCUACUUAAAUCUAUCCCUAGAUAACCUGACCAGCAGGAAAGCGGUUAAGCUACAACUGGUCUCACCUGCUAGGCUACUCAACUAUUCCUGUUUGCUGAAGAGGACACUAGCAUGUAGUUGCUCCUUCCAUGGGAUCCCCACACCUUUUGUGCAGUGGUGGGUUGGAGGAACCCCUGUGAGUGUGAAUAGCAUAGAUUCCAUCUUGCACAUGACCUCCACCACACUGGAACCCUGGACCAACAGCACCAUCCACCUCAUGUGGGAACCAGAAAUCAUUAGGAGACUUCGCUGUGAAGGGAAGAACCAAUAUGGAGUCCAUGCUUCCAGAAUCUUCCUGAUACCAGAUAAAAGCUCCAUUGCCAGUGUCUUCCUGAGAGGGCUAAUCCAGGGCAUCGUGUAUGGGACCAUAGCAUCUUCUUUAUUCUUCUUCUUCCUUGUUGUACUAAUAAUGAAGAUGCUUAACUGGUGGGGGGAAAUUCAAGCUUGCAAGAACAGAGAGGCCCCAACCCUCAAGAAACCAGUUUCAGGAGGAGCCAAAACAGUUGAAAUCUGA